This is a messenger RNA of Siniperca chuatsi (mandarin fish), 8446 nucleotides long. Its product is annotated as NACHT, LRR and PYD domains-containing protein 3-like. The record is from RefSeq and is a predicted model, not a curated record. Lineage: Eukaryota; Metazoa; Chordata; Actinopteri; Centrarchiformes; Sinipercidae. The transcript is spliced from 12 exons. Bases 377 to 3757 code for a protein of 1126 amino acids. Gene Ontology annotation, molecular function: protein binding.
ACUCUAGGAACAACAAGUAACCCUGCAUCCUGGGAGCGCAGUGUUCUAGUGGGGUACUAAGAGUUCCUGCAGUUUGGACUUUGUGGAGCUCUGUCAGCGUCUCCAGCUGCUGUGAAAACUCUCCCAUCAGAGCGCUGACUGCCAGAGCUUCUGCAACACUGCCGCCUGCUGCUGACUGGCAGCUCUGCAGCUCACACUGGGUUUCUGCUCUCACGUCACACUGACGUUUCUGGAUUUGGAUUUGAAAGUAUGAGGAUGUGACGGCUGUCGGUCAGAUGAACACAGACACCAGCAGCGUCUGUCAGCGUCUGCAGACGAAGAUAGAAAGUCUCUUUGACCUCAUCUGGAUGUGACUUUAACAGGUGUGGGCUCUGCUAUGAACCAGUGUGAGGAGACAGAGGAGGGAGCCCCCCCCUCUAAAACCACUCUGUGUGGGGAACAUGGCAGCCAGACCAGAGCUCAGAGCCCAGAGCAGCAGCAGAGACCAGACUCUCUUGGACCUGGACCCAGCUGUGUGUCCAUGAAGAGCCACCAGUCCAUGGGUCAUCCUCCAACGUUUAAAGGACGACUUCCUUCAGAGACUCAGGUUCGUCAGCAGAGACCAGACUCUCCUGGACCUGGACCCAGCUGUGUGUCCAUGAAGAGUGACUGGUCCAUGGGUAAACCUGUAAACUUCAGAGAUGGACACCACUCUGCAGAAGAAAGAGUUCAGCAGGUUCCCGGUGGUCAGUCUGUCCAGCAGCAUCCAACAGACCUGGACUCCAUAUUUAUGCAUCUUGAGGAGAACAUUGUCACUUUUGUGAAGAACGAGCUGAAAAAGUUCCAGAAGGUUCUGAGUCUAGAUUACCCAGAAUGCUUAGGGAGACAGAGUGAGGAUGAGGAGGUGGUGGAUGGUAAGGAGGAAGAACAGAAGAGGAGCAGUAGAGAGGCAUUUCUGAAGAUCACACUGCACUUCCUGAAGAGAAUGAAGCAGGAGGAGCUGGCUGACUGUCUGCAGAGCAGAACAUUUGCUGCAGUUUGUCGUCAACUCAAAUCUCACCUGAAGAAGAAGUUCCAGUGUGUGUUUGAGGGGAUUGCUAAAGCAGGAAACCGAACCCUUCUGAACCAGAUCUACACAGAGCUCUACAUCACAGAGGGAGGGACUGCAGAUGUAAAUGAUGAACAUGAGGUCAGACUGAUUGAAACAGCAUCCAGGAAACCAGACAGACCAGAAACAACAAUCAAAUGUAAAGACAUCUUUAAACCCUCACCUGGAAGAGAUGAACCAGUCAGAACAGUGAUGACAAAGGGAGUGGCUGGCAUCGGGAAAACAGUCUUAACACAGAAGUUCACUCUGGACUGGGCUGAAGACAAAGCCAACCAGGACAUACAGUUCACAUUUCCAUUCACUUUCAGAGAGCUGAAUCUUCUGAAAGAGAAAAAGUUCAGCUUGGUGGAACUUGUUCAUCUCUUCUUUACUGAAACCAAAGAAGCAGGAAUCUGCAGGUUUGAAGAGUUCCAGGUUUUGUUCAUCUUUGACGGUCUCGAUGAGUGUCGACUUCCUCUGGACUUCCAGAACAAUGAGGUCCUGACUGAUGUUACAGAGUCCACCUCAGUGGAUGUGCUGCUGACAAACCUCAUCAGGGGGAACCUGCUUCCCUCUGCUCGUCUCUGGAUAACCACACGACCUGCAGCAGCGAAUCAGAUCCCUCCUGAGUGUGUUGACAUGGUGACAGAGGUCAGAGGGUUCAUUGACCCACAGAAGGAGGAGUACUUCAGGAAGAGAUUCACAGAUGAAGAGCAGGCCAGCAGAAUCAUCUCCCACAUCAAGACAUCACGAAGCCUCCACAUCAUGUGCCACAUCCCAGUCUUCUGCUGGAUCACUGCUACAGUUCUGGAGGAUGUGUUGAAGACCAGUGAAGAAGAAGAGCUGCCCAAGACCCUGACUGAGAUGUACAUUCACUUCCUGGUGGUUCAGUCCAAACUGAAGAGCGUCAAGUAUGAUGGAGGAGCGGAAACUGAUCCACUCUGGAAUAAAAAGAGCAGAAAGAUUAUUGAGUCUCUGGGAAAACUGGCUUUCGAGCAGCUGCAGAAAGGCAACCUGAUCUUCUAUGAAGCAGACCUGACAGAGUGUGGCAUCGAUAUCAGAGCAGCCUCAGUGUACGCAGGAGUGUUCACACAGAUCUUUAUAGAGGAGAGUGGACUGUACCAGGACAGGGUGUUCUGCUUCGUCCAUCUGAGUGUUCAGGAGUUUCUGGCUGCUCUUCAUGUCCAUCUGACAUUUAUCAACUCUGGUGUCAAUCUGCUGUCAGAUGAACAACCAACCUCCCGGUGGUCUAAACUAUUUAGAGACAAACCUGAACCAACACAUUUCUACCAGAGUGCUGUGGACAAGGCCUUACAGAGUCCAAAUGGACACCUGGACUUGUUCCUCCGUUUCCUGCUGGGUCUUUCACUGCAGACCAAUCAGACUCUCCUACGAGGCCUGCUGAAAAACACAGGAAGAAUCUCACAGACCAAUCAGGAAACAGUCGAGUACAUCAAGAAGAAGAUCAGUAAGAAUCUGUCUCCAGAGAGAAACAUCAAUCUGUUCCACUGUCUGAAUGAACUGAAUGAUCGUUCUCUAGUGGAGGAGAUCCAACAGUACCUGAGUUCAGGAAGUCUCUCCACAGAUAAACUGUCUCCUGCUCAGUGGUCAGCUCUGGUCUUCAUCUUAUUGUCAUCAGAAAAAGAUCUGGACGUGUUUGAUCUGAAGAAAUACUCUCCUUCAGAGGAGGUUCUUCUGAAGCUGCUGCCAGUGGUCAAAGCCUCCAACAAAGCUCUGCUGAGUGGCUGUAAUCUGUCAAAGAGAAGCUGUGAAGCUCUGUCCUCAGUUCUCAGCUCUCAGUCCUCUAGUCUGAGAGAGCUGGACCUGAGUAACAACGAUCUGCAGGAUUCAGGAGUGAGGCUGCUCUCUGCUGGACUGGAGAGUCCACACUGUACACUGGAGACUCUCAGGCUGUCAGGCUGUCUGAUCACAGAGGAAGGCUGUACUUCUCUGGCCUCAGCAUUGAGAUCCAACCCCUCCCAUCUGAGAGAGCUGGACCUGAGCUACAAUCAUCCAGGAGACUCAGGAGUGAAGCUGCUGUCUGCUGGACUGGAGGAUCCACACUGGAGACUGGACACUCUCAGGGUGGAACAUGGUGGAGAGCAGAGGCUGAAACCUGGUGUGAGGAAGUAUGCCUGUGAACUCACACUGGACACAAACACAGUAAACAGAAACCUCAAACUGUCUGACGACAACAGGAAGGUGACAUUAGUGAGAGAGUAUCAGCCUUAUCCUGAUCAUCCAGAGAGGUUUGACUUCUGGCCUCAGCUGCUGUGUAGAAAUGGUCUGACUGGUCGCUGUUACUGGGAGGUCGAGUGCAGAGGAAGGGCUCAUAUAUCAGUGAGUUACAGAGGAAUCAGAAGGACAGGAAACAGUGAUGACUGCUGGUUUGGGCGGAAUAAUCAGUCCUGGACUCUGAGGUGCUCUGAUGAUGAUGGUUACACUGUCGGUCGCAAUAACAGAAGAACAGUCCUCUCGUCCUCCUCCUUCUCCUUGUUCUCCUCCGUCUCUCACAGAGUAGCAGUGUAUGUGGACUGUCCUGCUGGCACUCUGUCCUUCUACAGAGUCUCCUCUGACAGACUGAUCCACCUCCACACCUUCAACACCACAUUCACUGAACCUCUUUAUCCUGGCUUUGGUUUCUGGUGGUCUAAAAGGUCUGGUUCCUCAGUGUCUCUGUGUUCUCUGUAGGAGGGAGAGUCUCCUCCUGUGUACAGAAACACUCACACUGCUGACAAACACGCCAUCUUUCUGUAAGUCAUACUAACUCAUAAUCAUAAGAGCACAUCUUCUCUUUUUUGUUAAAUGCGCUGCAUGUCUGUGAUUUGAAAUACCUCGAAACACCUUUUUAAAUGUUUUCAUUCAGAUUUGUGGGGUAAAGGUAUAAAGAUGUUAGUUUUAGGUUUUCUUUACUUUAUAUUUCUUUCACACAAAUAAGUACAGUAUCUAUUAUCAAUAAAAUCACACACAAGAAUAUAAAAAUAAGAAUGUUUUUGUUGAUUUACCAGUCCUAUUACUUAUUAUAUAUAUGAUUACAGUUUUCGUAAAAGGGAUGAGUUAUUAGAAAAUGAACCAGUGAUAUAUUUACAAGACUGAAUCAAGUUAUUGUUGUUUAUCUGUCAUGGAUCAUAAAAGCUUGAAAUGUCUUUCAUUUUAAUAAUUUUUACACAGUGUGUCAGUGUUCCAGGGAUAUAAGAACUAUGUUGAUGCGACAUUCUGAGUCUUUAUACUCUCAACAAAUGGACUGAUAGUAGGGAACAUAAAACUAAUAACAUAAAAGAUAGAAAUUAUAUGUAUUUAGUCACUCUAGUUGUUUUAAAUCUCCAUUUGGGUUGAAUAAGUUCAGAGUUGUUAGUACCACACUUCCCAUCAUGCUUUGGGUGAUGCAAACAGGAGUCAGACCAGACUGAGUCCACAUUAAAAGAUCCCCUCCAGACAUUUUCUAAAACACAUAAAAAUAAAUCUGCUUUGAAUAUUUUCUGUCUGAUAGUUUUUCCACAUUGUUCUCCUUUAUUGAAAAAUCUGUGAAUAUGCAAAUGUGUUGGACACAAGAUGUCUCCUACGUCCAUUCUCAUGUGAGCUGGAGGCUUCAGGUUUCCACAUCACCUGCUGAGCCCCGGGAGUGUAGGAGGGUCCUCGCAGCUGAUCUUUUCUGUUGUAGAUGUUGGUGGAGUUAAGAUUGUUAUAUUGGUCUGUGUGAGUGGGUUUCUUGUACACUGUGGUCUUUAUGCUUCUGUCAGCCUUCAAAUGAACAUGAAGUAUCUAGAAACAGCAGCUCAUCAUCCUCUUCCUGAGCUCUCGUGAACCUGAUGAAGAUUAAAGCUUCAGUACUGGAGCAGUGUCGUUUGGUGAAAGUGACAUCCAUGUACUGGUACCAGAUGACAGGUAGUGUAGAAGUCAUUGCUGAAGCAAUCUACAAGUUAUCUUCAGUGGGGGAGGUUGGUACUUUGCUUGUAAAAAUGUCCUUUGUACAUGAAAUCUGUGGUGUCAAACUCUAGUAGUUCAAAGUAUCCUCAUUCAACAGUUAUUGAUAUCUUACGAAAAGUAAUGCACCAUUUUUCGUGCAUAAUCCUACAAAUAUUUUUGUGAAACGGUCAUUGUUUGGUUAGGUUUAGGCACAAAAAUUACUUGGUUAGGUUUAGGAAGAGCUCACGGUUACAGUUAAAAUAAGUAAGUUACAUUAGUAACUCACAGUUAGUCACGUGACAAACACGUGACUUACGUAGGUUACGUAACUUUUUACAUAAAUUAAAAUACAUUGACUUUUGGUUUCAUACGGGACACAAACCCCUGUCUCCCUGGUGAACGUCCUGUGUUUGAACCAUCCGUCCACCUCCUUACACUUUGACGCUCUUUAUACUUCUUCGUCUGACUUCCUCCUUUGAUCCCAUCAUAAUUACUGAGGCCACUAGAGGUCACUGCCUAAUGAUAAAUGUAACUGCCUCGUGGCUCCCUAUUACGUGGGUUAUAUACGAAUUAUAGUGCAUUAUUUUUCGUAGGUAUAAGUACAAAUAGUGAAUGAGAACAGCCUCAGUAGUUGCAUGAUCUGAUCCAGGUGAUCGGUUCUAUCUUGUCAACUGAGUUCCUGUGUUAGCUGCUGUCUGAAGACCUUCACUGCUUCCUCAGUGGGGAUACGAGUCUCUGUGAGGGGAGAACUUUAAGUCCUUCACCUUCUUCAUCGCCUUCAAAUAUACCACCCUGGUAAACACCCUUGGUGAGAGGGAAAGGCUGAAUGGCAGGACCUUGAACUGAUAGGUUCGUUGUUGGAAGGCAAACCAAAGAAAAGGUCUGUGGUCUGGACAGAUGAGCAUGUGUAAGUACGCAUCUUGUAGGUCUAUAGAAGUGAACCAAUCCCCUUUUUCUAUAGACUCCAAGAUCUGACCUGUGUUCAGCAUUUUGAACUGCAGGACCUUUAUGAAGGCAUUUAACUGCCUUAGGUCUAAGAUGGGACAUAAUCCACCAUGUUUUCUUGGCAAGGAAAUAUGUAGAGUAAAAGCCAGCAAGCUGUUUGUCGGCACCUACUGUCAUUAUCGCAUCCUUCUGCAGAGGGGUUAAAAUCUCCUCGGCCAAGACUUGAGCCUGCACUGGGUCCCUGACCAUGGUCAUACGGACCCCGGAGAAAGGAGGGGGACACUGCCGAAACGGAAUUCUGUACCCUUUUGAUACUGUGCCAGUGCCAGUACCCAUGGGUCUGACAGUCUUGCUUCCCAGCUGGCCAGGCAUAGCUGGGAAUGAGUUUUGGUGACCAUCCCCACACCCUUAGGUGGCACCCCCCUGAGGUCCUGAACCUUUGGGUGGGGGGCACUUCUUACGGGUGGAUCUCUGGCAGAAGGGCAGAGCUGGAACCCUUGCCGAGGUUGUGAUGGCUGUUUGGUACCACUGCAGGAGGCCGAGAACCCUGCCCCCUGUCGCCUGCCAUACACCCAUGGCUCUGGACGAGCCCAAGAGGAUUGGUACGGAGGUUGGGAGAUGUGUGCGCUGAACACUAUCCCUUGUACACAGAGACUGUUCAGCCUUAUCCAACACACCCUGGGAAUCGGGGUGAAACACUUGCGCUGGCACAAUCUGCAUGUUGGUAAAUAUGCGUUAACCAGAUCUGCCUUCGUGACAUCAUGGCAGAUGACAUAGUCGCAUCAAUGUACUUUGUAAGCUGGGAAUGAGUGACAAGGGUAGACUCUAUCAGGCUCAUGGUGUCCUGGUCCUCUGUAUUGGCUAUUCUUCUGAGUGCUGCCAAUAAAAUGGCGAGUGAAUUGCCUGACCGGGCUGCUCGUGUGGCUGCAUUGUAAGUCCGACACACCAGUCGGUCAGACUUAUCGCUCUCUAUCGCUGGACACUGUGGAUUAGCAGUCACCCGCUCUGCACCCAGAGAUGUUAAGGCUGCCAUCUCCUGCUCAACAGUUGGCAUAUAUCCCCCAUUCUAGUCUCAGGAGCAUACUGGACCUUAGUUAGUCUCUGGAAAAUGAUCUCCAGCCACAGGAACAUAGACUGUUUGCUGGGACUCAGAAAUGCCUUCCUGUUGAAGAAAAAUUGGUAGAAGAGAUGUCCUCAAUUGAAUACACUCGAUGGGCCUCAGUUGUCAUUACAUGACUAUAAGUUUAUAACAAACAAAUCUGUCGCCAGAGAAGCAAUGUGGCAGCGUGUACACAGGGCACAGCCUACACAGAACUUAGCUUGCAUGGAAAUGCAUUCAGUUCUAACAGAAAGAGGUAGGUACAUACAGAUCAUAAAUCAGUAGACACUUCUGAAGCAGAGAGACUGCAUCAGUGUGUGUAACUUUAAUCAGAACAGGAGGAGUCCAACAGAUUACCCCAAGGCCCACGUUAUCAACAACCUCAGACAUCAGACUCCUGUUAACACAAAACAACAUAAACGUAUGGUCUUAGUGUCUCUCUUGUGAAAACCAUUUGUCAGACCAAGUACCACACAUUCUAUUACACCCGUAAACCUUUAUGUAACUCCACAUUCUCCCACAAUGCCAAUACUCCAUCCACUUGAGCCGGAGUCUCAACUGGAAUAUUGAGGCCCACAAUUUCUGCCGCACUCAUAACCUUUGAGAAGAUGUCCAUGGCUGAGGGCUCACUGUCACCCGUGUUGCCAAAGUUGGACACCCCCUCAAAUUGUGAGGAUUUGAGCUGUUCUGACCCAUCAGACUGCUCAUCGCUUCCAAAAGGGGAAAAUCGAGCCUAGAGAGAGAGAACAUCAGGUUGCUCAGUAUUCUCCUCCUGAUCAGAAGGUAACCCGUCAGGGAAGGAUCCCUUCAAAUGUUCAGACAUGGUUCUUGUAACAGGACACUGGGCCUUUCAAUUCUACCCAAUUUCUCUGACAGACCAUGCAUGGCAGCUAGGAUUUGUAGCUGAGUGUCGUCCUGCUGACUCUGAACUUCCAGCUUGGCUAUGUGAAGGCUGGAGAGUGUGUUUUUUUUUUUACCUGGUCUCCGCCCCUGUCCACAAUCACGGGUGUGCUCAUGUCUGCGCUUCCAGGCAUGUUUUCUAGAAGUGUGUCACCUGUUGGAACAAAAUGUAUAUAAGUUAUCCCAUUUAUGUUUUAUUCUCAGUAGCUCGCUAUAAAGUUCAGCUAAGUGCUGUGUGUGUGUGUGUUAUUAACCUUGUGCUGUGAGAAAACAGGAAUCACUCCCUGCCCGCACCAGAUGGUCUGAGGAGACGUGGCUGAUCUCAAGGCCGCUCUCACGAGAUAAACCGGACAACACCGCUUUGUUUUUUUAUGUAGCAGUAUACACUUCCCCCACUCCUUAGCAAACUAUGUAACAGGGAAAACUCCCUAAGCUGAAUAAAGAGAGGAGGCUGCAUAGAUGCACUUCAGAGCGAGUAGGAGAUGUAAUUGAAUGCAUCUAUGCUUGCUCUCCUCGCGAGUAAAACUUAA